CGACCAGUUAUAAACAGACUUUCAGCAAGUGAACGGGUCGUUGUGUGUUCCACGUUGUGCGUUUAUGAAACUAUAACCACAACAUAACAAACGAACAUCCUGUAACACCAUAACUCCUGUGAACAAUUAAAGUUUGGAUAUCUACACCCCCUGGAUUGCUGCAAUCUUUCUGACAGAAGAUUUAGGCCAGACUUGUAUACACCAGCAUCAAUUAUUCAUAAUUUCACAAGUGGUCCUUCGAGCCGGAGGUAUACAAGCUGCGCUAUGGCCACAUCCAGGGAGCUGUAUGAUGGGCAGCCACCGCUCAGUCCCCGUCCCAGCAGAGUGCGGCGCAUUCCCGGACAUCUGGAGGACUUCGAGCUCAGCUACCCACAUCAACCUCUUUAUCCCCCCCAUAUGAGGCCAGUCUCAUCACCGAGGCCAGCAUAUGACGAGUCGCCCAGCCAUGGAGGACAUGUCAGCUACCCUGUAGCAGCACAUCACCCUGUUGGCACUCCAGAUCACAACUGGCAACGAUUAGAGGCACGCUGGCAGACGAUUAGCAGGCAGAUGCAAGAGCUAGAAACGGACAUGGACAAGGUAAAGAUCACCGCACAUCCAAAAAGUGCCCUGGGUUACCCUUCAUACCACUCACAACAGUUUACAGCAUACCAGAGUCGCUAUAGCAGCCUCCCUCAACUGGAGCUGUGUUCUCCCACGAACCAACGUAUGGAAGAAACAGGUUUACUCUCAUAUCCUCAAGCUCAUCCUGCUCCUCCCCAAACGUCUCCUUCAACGUCUCCACCUCAAUCACAGGCUAAUACUCCUGCACCGCAGACACAGCAGAUUUCCCCCGCGGCGCCGGUUACUUCUGCUGAACAGAUGCAGCCUGCACCUCCUAUGGCUCCAAGAGCUUCUGCAACAGACACGCAUUCUGCACCCACUGCUUCGCUGAUGCAGCCUGCGUCACCUGUCACUUCUCCUGCUGUAGUACAGCCUGAACCUCCUGCCUUGCUAAUACAUCCAGGUGUUAUUCCUGCUCCUGUUGCAUACCCGCAGUCUGCGCCAGCUCCAUCGGAACAGCCAUAUAAUCCACAUCACCGGUACUGGCAGACGGCUCCACAGCCAUAUCAGCCUAUGCAGUAUGCUGCAUCCACUCGAGUACAUCACUCCUACAUGAUGCAGCCUCCUGCACCGGCCUGGCCUACAGCUAAUCCUAACAUACCCAGUAUGAUGGAGAUGGCGAUUGCAUCAUCAUAUGGCAUCCCAAAGCCAAGAUUAACCAUCUUCAGCUCAGGAAAAUAAACUGACUUUCUUAUGCUCAAAAAGGGAUUGGACAGCGUGCAUGGCCCUCACCAACACCUGUCCGAGGAUUAUAAAUACCAAAUACUCCUCGAUCACCUCACCUUUCCAUCUGCACUCCAGGUAGCUAAGAGGUACAUCAACAGCCCAACUCCAUACACAAGUGCCAUGCAAACCCUGACCCAACGCUAUGGCCAGCCAAGACAACUGGUGCAGGGAGAGCUUAAAGCCAUAUUGAACGCUCCAGCAGUGAAAACUGGUGAUUAUCAAGCGUUUGAAGACUUUGCAGCAUCAGUUGGCACUCUGGUGGGAAUGCUAAACACCAUGGAAGGCCCCUCAUCAUCCGAGCUGAGAUGUGGGUCUCAUGUUGACACCUUACUCAGCAAACUCCCUCCUCACUUCAGAGACUCGUUCGUGGAAUACUGCUUCAACAGAGGAAUCAUCCAGAGCGGUAGUAACCUCACAUAUACUCUCCCUGACCUAGCUGCGUGGCUCGAGAGGAAAGUCCAGACAUUACAGGUGUCACGUCGAAUAACUGUCACAUGUCCAGAGCCUGCACACACAGACAGUAAGGAGCGAAGAGUGGCUAAGCCACAGAGAGUCAGACCUGCUACUAUACUGCUUGGUAGCCAGCAGGGAGCCCAACACUCGAAUCCAUCACCUGCUGCUAGCACUCCUGCCCAGCUAAAUAAACGUGAACGUUUUAAGCCCUUCUGCCCUUAUUGUAAGAACCAGGAGCACUACCUCAACGCCUGUGCCGACUUUGCUAAACUCACUAACACUGAAAAGGCAAGCUGGAUAAAGGAUAACAGGAAAUGCUGGAGGUGUGGGAGAGGCCACACGCCUGAAAACUGCACCUUAAAGAAACCAUGUGCAACCUGUGGACAACAACAUCUUAUCAUACUGCACGAUGUGGCCCUCACACUGACUGUAUUGACUGUAACUGCUUCCUCCAGUGUGGUCUUCACAAACCAAGUGAGCCGGUCAGGCAAAGUAAUGCUUAAGGUUGUCCCUGUCCGACUACAGAAUGGAAAGAAAACCCUGGAUACGUACACUGUACUGGAUGAUGGCUCUGAAAGAACUAUCAUACUACCAGCUGCUGCCCGCCAUCUCGGCCUCCUCGGACAGGAAGAGGUAAUAUCCCUCAGGACAAUUAGGCAAGAGAUAGUGCAGGUGAAAGGAGCUACUGUGUCAUUCAAAGUGUCAGCCAUGACGAAGAAAGGUGUGAAACACAAUAUCAGUCAGGCCUUUACAGCUGCCGAGCUGAAUCUGGCAGAGCAGUCACGUGCAGCUGAGUCCCUGAAGCAAACAUACAAACAUCUUAGGGACAUCCCACUGCCGUCCUUUAAUAAGGUCAAGCCCAUGCUGCUCAUCGGGUCAGAUAACACACAUCUGAUCAUCCCCAAACAGCCUGUGCGCACAGGCCCAACAGGCUGCCCAGUGGCUGUAUGCACGGCACUCGGAUGGACUAUACAGGGACCAGCCAGCUUCCAUCAGCAGUCAGCAGGUGAGAGCAACUGUCUCCAUUCAUCCUUCCUCUCCCCUUCAGAGGAGCUGCAUCAGAACGUGGAGAAACAAUGGCAGCUCGACACACUCCCCUUCAGGAGCAUCAAUGAAGUGACCCGCUCUGGUGAGGAUAAAGCAGCCAUUGAACUACUGGAGGACAAGACUGUACGUGUCAAAGUUGACGAUGUGUCUCGCUACGCCACUCCACUACUGCGUAAGCAAAGUGCCCCCUCUCUGCAUGUACCUCCUACUGCAACAAUGGCUCUUCUAAGAGCUACAGAACGCCGUCUGUCUAUCAACCCUAAGCUAUCAACAGUCUACAAUGAGGAGAUCCAUAAGCUGGAAAAGGCUGGUUAUGCAGUGAAGAUUAGCUCUGAAGAGGUGAGCAACUCCAAGGAGUCAUGGUUUAUCCCCCACCAUCUUGUACAACACAAUGGUAAACACAGUCGUCUUCAACUGCUCCUUUAAUUACCAACAAGCCUCUCUUAAUGACAAUCUGCUUCGUGGACCGAUCCUGGGCUCAGCGCUGCUUGGCGUGCUGCUGAGGUUUAGAGAGUAUUCUGUGGCCAUCAGCGGAGACAUACGUGGCAUGUUUCAUCAAGUGCGUCUCCUCCCUGAAGACCAACCACUGCUCCGCUUCCUGUGGCGAGACAGGGAGACAGAUCGCAGUCCAGAUGUCUACGAGUGGCGCGUACUGCCCUUCGGGACCACCUG
This is a messenger RNA of Gymnodraco acuticeps, 3501 nucleotides long. RefSeq lists its product as uncharacterized. Lineage: Eukaryota; Metazoa; Chordata; Actinopteri; Perciformes; Bathydraconidae. The coding region runs from base 1297 to 3255 and encodes 652 amino acids. The record is from RefSeq and is a predicted model, not a curated record. The transcript has 2 exons.